AGUGGGCCGCAAAAAGAGUGUUGACACGUGUCAGAACAUUUGGUGUUUUUAUGGGAAUUUUUUUUUUUAUUAAAGUAGCAAACAAAACGUAAUCCGGGCGACCACUGCUGGAAAACGGAUCGAAUCGCUGACGGGAGGCGGCGAAUUCAUUAAUAAAGUAGAAUAGCAAAAAGUAAGGAGGUUGAGACACCAGCAGCUGCUUCGUGGCAGCGGAGUACCGAGCACAUCCACAUACCAAAUAGCCAGCCCAGCCCCGCCGAAACCAUGGUGGCCACCAAAAGUCCAACACAUAUCCGGUACAACAGCAGUCCGGCAGGCAUCCUACUGGUCUCCACCCUUCUGGUGGCCCUGAUGCAGUGCACCAGCGCCGUGGAGUUCACUUUCGACCUGGCGGACAAUGCCGAAGACUGUUUCUACGAGGAGAUCACCCGCAACACCAGCGCCUACUUCGAGUUCCAGGUCUCUGCCGGUGGCCAGCUGGACGUCGACGUCCAUCUGAAGGAUCCGCAGGGCAAGGUUAUCUAUAAGCAGGAGAAGGCCACCUUCGACAGCUACCAGUUCGUGGCGGAGCUAACUGGCGUGUACACUGCCUGCUUCGGCAACCAGUUCUCGGCCUUCUCGCAUAAGAUCGUCUACGUGGACUUCCAGGUGGGUGAGGAGGCGGCUCUGCCGGGCGUCGAUGAGCACGCUACGGUGCUCACCCAGAUGGAGACCUCGUCGCAGGCCAUUCACAAGGGCCUGAACGACAUCCUCGACGCACAGACGCAUCACCGUCUCCGCGAGGCGCAGGGCCGCAAGCGCGCGGAGGAUCUCAACUCGCGGGUGAUGGUCUGGUCAUCGCUGGAGACGGCCGCCGUAGUGCUGAUCGGUCUGGUUCAGAUCCUGGUGCUGCGCAACUUCUUCACGGACCGCAAGCCCAGCCAGGCCCACUACGGUCGCCUGUAAAAGGGCACUCCCCUUUUAGCAAUAGCAGUUAGAAUCAUGAUGGAGGAUUAGGAGCAUCGGGAAACAUCAGCAGGAGGAUUAGCAACAGAAACAGCAGUGCCGCAUCUCAAUCUUAAUUUUUCGACAUUUGUUUAAGACCUGGCGUUGGGAGGACCACUCUCGGCUCAACGUAUCCAUUCCCUUGGGCGUUUCUUUUUGGUGUAACCUGGCCCCUGACAUUUAAUAUUAUUUUGUUGAGACCCCACCCGAAAACAGAAACAGUUUUUUUUUUGUGUAAAAUACAUGCAAAUGCAACCAUAACUCUGAUAGCUAAAACUA
Messenger RNA from Drosophila bipectinata, 1263 nucleotides. RefSeq names its product transmembrane emp24 domain-containing protein (gene p24-1). Gene Ontology annotation, cellular component: endoplasmic reticulum-Golgi intermediate compartment; COPII-coated ER to Golgi transport vesicle; Golgi apparatus. The record is from RefSeq and is a predicted model, not a curated record. Gene Ontology annotation, biological process: endoplasmic reticulum to Golgi vesicle-mediated transport; intracellular protein transport; Golgi organization. Lineage: Eukaryota; Metazoa; Arthropoda; Insecta; Diptera; Drosophilidae.